Molecule: messenger RNA, 1214 nt
Organism: Haliotis rubra (blacklip abalone)
Lineage: Eukaryota; Metazoa; Mollusca; Gastropoda; Lepetellida; Haliotidae
Product: peptidyl-prolyl cis-trans isomerase-like 1
Exons: 4
Coding region: 43-504 (153 amino acids)
Biological process (GO): protein peptidyl-prolyl isomerization
Cellular component (GO): catalytic step 2 spliceosome
Molecular function (GO): peptidyl-prolyl cis-trans isomerase activity
Source: RefSeq, a predicted model, not a curated record
UUAUUCGAAACUAAACAAAGGAACCACUAUCGUAAAUAGAAAAUGGCGGUAGCCACAGCAUCGGGAAUACCAUCGAAGUCAUGGCAGCCUGCACAGUGUACUCUGGAAACAACCAUGGGGACCAUCUUUGUUGAACUGUACUGGAAACAUGCUCCAAACACUUGCAGGAACUUUGCCGAAUUGUGUCGGCGUGGCUACUAUAAUAGCAUCAAGUUCCAUCGAAUCAUCUCCAACUUCAUGAUACAAGGAGGGGAUCCCACAGGCACAGGCCGAGGUGGGGCAUCCAUAUAUGGAAAAUUCUUUGAAGAUGAAAUAUCUGAUGAACUUAAACAUGCAGGAGCUGGUGUAUUAUCCAUGGCCAACAGUGGUCCGGAUUCCAACGGCAGUCAGUUCUUCAUCUCCUUGGCUCCAACACAGUGGCUGGAUGGAAAACAUGCCAUCUUUGGUCGAGUGUCUGGCGGCAUGCAGGUCGUCCAUCGUUAUCGGCAUGGUGGAGACGGAUGAGAAUGACAGACCAAUGGAUGAUAUAAAGAUUGUGAAAGCUUUCAUCACACCUUCAUGAGACUGUGUCGACAAUUUAGAUGGAGGAUUGGACCAUGAAUCCUUGGUCCUUUUGAAGAAACUCUCUGCCAUAUAAACUGUUGAACCAAUCAUCUGUUUCACUAAGUAUCAGUUGAUAUCUUUUACAGGUGGCAUAAUGGGGAGAAUGUUUGUACCAGACCAAUUCCAGGAUAUGUUCUCAUAAUGAGUAAAGUUGUGAGACCAGCCCUAGGUGUGGGCUGGUUACAUUUCAUCCUACUAUGCUGUUUAGCUUGUUCAAACAGGAGUAAUCUCCAAAUUCCAUACAUAACUUGUGACAGCAGUGAGAGCUCUAAGUAAGAACUUCCUACUUAAGAUCAGUUUGAAUGUAUUAUUUUGUACACUGGUAGACUAAGGGGAAAAUUGAGAUGUAUCUUUAAGAAAGCGCUCCUCUGCUAAGGGCUUGGACUGUUUCUGUUUGGAACCUUUUGGUUAAUAAAGGUCAGAGUUUGACAUAUUUUAAAGCUGUGACAGGUCUGAGAGAUUUUUAACUGUGCAUGUUUUAUUGUGUCCUCAUUUGUCAAGGUCUGCCAAACUAGGUCAAACACAUGUCAUCCAAUCAGCAUGAACAUACCAUGUAUCAAAUAUCAUGUUUUUAUUCAUUUUGGAACAGAAAAUAAAUUUUUGUAAAUAAA